CUCCAAAACCAUCCUCUCCCCCGACAACAAGAUCCUUCCCAAGAACACACACACACACACACAAUCUUGUGACAGCCCCUAUCAUCAAUUUUUUCCUUGUUUUUAGCCAAAACCCAUUGUCCAGAAACCACCAAAACCCCCUCAAAUCCCUCGCACAAACCUCUCUCCUCAUGGUUUGAACAGUAUUUAAUUCCUGUAAAUGGGUUCAUCUUCAUCUUCCAGUCCAUUCUCUCUCCUCUUGGUCUUCCUUGCUUGCUUCGCCAUUAUUGGGUCCUCUUCAGAUCACACAAACUUGGUUUACAAAGGAUGUGCAGACCAGAAAUUCCAAGACCCAACUGGUGUUUACACUCAAAAUCUCAAAACCCUUUUUGACACCCUGGUUUCCCAAUCUUCCACCAACAAAUUCUAUAAGACCACCGUCGGUGACGGCCAAUCGGCCAUUCUUGGUAUCUUUCAGUGCAGAGGUGACCUCUCAAAUGCUGAUUGUAGCAACUGUGUGAGCAAAGCUACAGAUAGGUCACGAAAAUUGUGUGGCGAAACCAUAGCUGCUAGGAUUCAACUCAGUGGGUGUUACAUAAGGUAUGAGGUGUCUGGGUUUAAGCAGGCCUCUGGGACUGAGUUGUUGUACAAGGUUUGUGGGUCGACUCAGGCGAGUGGGACUGGUUUUACGGAGAGGUUGGACUCGGCUCUGGGUGAGAUAGUGAAGGGUCUACAAAGUGGGAAUGGGUUUUACACAGGUGGGUAUGAGUCGGUGUAUGUGUUGGGUCAGUGUGAAGGUGAUUUGGGAAGUGGGGACUGUGUGGACUGUGUGAAAACUGCUACCGAGAGAGACAAAAGUGAAUGUGGUUCCUCAAUAUCCGGUCAAAUAUAUCUUCAACAGUGCUAUAUUAGCUACAGUUACUAUCCAAAUGGGGUACCCAGUGACUCACAAUCAUCAUCAUCAUCAUCAGGGACAGGGCAGAGAAAUACACAGAAGACAGUGGCCAUUGUUUUGGGAGGGGUGGUAGGUUUGGGGCUAGGAGUUGCUUUCUUACUGGUUCUUAAAUCAGUGUUUAAGAAAAGGCAUCAUUAUGGUAAUUAUUGGGGAUGAGGUUACUGAGAGGCAUAAGAGGUUUGCAAGACUGCGGAUUUCAAUGAGAGAGAGAGGAAGCUUUAGAGCAUUAAGUGCCAUGGGGAUUGUAAAGAGAAAAAGGUGGUGGUGGAAUGGAAAAGAAGAGAAGAUUACUUUUUCUCUUCUCAUUGGUUGAGGCUGCAGAGUUUUUCUUCUUUUCUUUUUCUUUUAAUUCCUUUUAGGGACAAUUUUUUGUAGUUGCCUUUUAGUGAAAUGAAUGUACAU
Messenger RNA from Ilex paraguariensis (yerba mate), 1336 nucleotides. Lineage: Eukaryota; Viridiplantae; Streptophyta; Magnoliopsida; Aquifoliales; Aquifoliaceae. The record is from the annotation of a GenBank genome assembly.